CAAACACACACACAGACACACACACACACCCACCCACACACACACACACACACACACACAUGCUCCCUCCCACUCACAUACUCACACACAGUGACAUAUGACUGAGUCAAGCUCAGUUUUUACUUUGUAAGUGAGGUGACAUGAGGCUUUCUGGGAAGCGUAGUCUGGUUGGACGACAUUCCUUUGAGAAAUAAGCAUGUGUGCUCAACAGCGGGAACUUUCCUCACCACUCUGCUUGGAUAUACAUUAAUAAAGUCAUCUGUGUAAGAUGUCCCUGAUGGCCAUGUCUGCUCCCCGGGCGUCUGUGUUUACCUUUGAGUCGACGGUGCAUUCCUCCCAUGUGCUGCGCUGCCUGGACGAGCAGCGGCGGCGGGACGUGAUGUGCGAUGUGACCGUGGUGGCCGAGGGUCAGAGCUUCAGGGCCCACCGCUCGGUGCUGGCCUCCUGCAGCGAGUACUUCACCCACAGGAUCUCCUCCCUCACGCAGCAUGGAGCCGUACUCACUCUGCCUCAGGAGGUGACAGCUGCUGGUUUUGAGCCCUUGCUGAAGUUUGCCUACACGUCCAAACUCCUCUUUGGCAAAGACAAUGUCUUAGAAAUACGCAACUCAGCCUCCGUCCUCGGUUUCAGAGACCUGGACGAGGCGUGCUUUGAAUUCCUCCUCCCUAAGUUCUUCUCCAGCACCAAGGGCUCAGCCCCGUGUCCUAGAAAGACCUGUUGCAAGAAGAAAUACAAGAGGCAGCUAUCAAAGACACAAGACAGCUGCACAGACUCUGACGCUGUGUUGUUCGGUGAGAAAGAAGUCAAACCAGUUGAUUACUCACCCUCUCAGCAGGAAGUGGUUUGGCCCCGCGAGAAAUCAGAGGGCAGCAAACUGGGAAGUCAGAAAAGUGCGGCCCCCCUCGCGGCUGCGGCUGAGGGGGAAAAUGGCGUCUUCUUGCGAUGUCCAAAGUAUCGCAAGUUCCAGCAAGCUUGUAGGAAGGAUGCUCGUGCUGAGGAGAAAAGUCUAACAGCGGCCGUCGGGGCUGAGUGCUCUCUGUCCUGCUCACCUUGUUCCAGCAGCACGAACAGCAAGAAUGAAACUAAACAAACACAUCCUGCCAGACUCAGGGACAACGGAGCUGAUCAGCGACGGACACCUGAAAAACAUGAACAGACAAAAGAUGUGGGCAGUGGGGAGACUGAGGAAGACACAAAUGAAAGAGAGAGGACAUCGGAUGAUAUUAUGAAGAUGGAGGAAGUGUUGGAGCAAGCCGCUGGGGUCAGCUCUCGGGAUAGAUCUAAUGUCUCUGUGGCUGAGAGGUCACCAGGGUUAAUAUUUUACCAUUGCCCGCUGAAGGCCUCAGCUGAGGCCCCCGUGAUUACAAGGUCACAGGGGCAGGAGAGGAUCAUCAUGGACCUUAAAGACGACAACAAAACAAGGGAGUCUGGUGGAGAAGAGCCAGUGUCCAUCCUGCAAAGGGCAGAGGAGCAGGCAGAAGCUGAGAGGGAAAGGGGAAUCAUGGACAGAGGGACCCUGCCAGUGAACCAUGCCAGAGAGGGGAGCCCCGUGGGGUCUGAUGAGGGCUCAUCAGACCCUGACGCAGGAAGAUCUUCCAACUCAGGGAGCGGACAGCUGCAGGCCACAUCUGAGGAUUGGCUGAAGCGUCACGUGAACCUCAGGUCCAUCAGCUCGGACUGCCCCUUCCUCCAAGAUCCGUACCAGGGCAAAGGCCAAUGUAAGGGAGCGGGGCUGUCGGAGUGCGCGUCCCAAUCGGGGGUCUCCUCCCUGAACUCGGGGGAGGAUGGAGACUCGGACACGGAAACAGAGGGAGACAGCGAGGCCUACACGAGAGAGAGGGCCAGACAGGUGCAGCUGCCCUUCUCUGUGGACUGGGUUGUGGAUCUGAACAGGAAUGACUUCCAGCAGCUGCUGAAGCAACAGGUCUUCACGCAGGAGCAGCUCGAGUUCGUCCACGACAUGAGACGCCGCAGCAAGAACCGCCUGGCGGCCCAACGCUGCCGCAAGAGGAAGCUGGACUGCAUAUUCAAUCUGCAGUGUGAGAUCAACAAGCUGAAGACGGAGAGGGAGAAACUGAUGGUGCAGAAGAGCCAGCUGAGCCAGAUGAAGGUGACAACACAUCACAGUGUGUCUGCGUUGUGUCACAGGGUCUGCAGCGAGGCCAACCUGCAGCCGGAGCAGCUCCAGGUGUUGGCCAAGUACAUGUCUCCAGACUGCCCCCUGACCUCCCUCUUCCCCCACAUAGACGCUCUCCUCUCACAGUCCGGGUUGCCCCUCCAGCCCCCGGCCUCUGAGGAGGACUGGUGUAGCCCCGGCAGGGACACGGGCCCAGGAGACGGUACAAAUGUCCAGCACAGACACUGAACGUCCACAUUAAACUCAGAGGUUCAUGGAGCGGGAGCUGUUAGAAGGUGUCGAACAGUAUCUGAGGACAUUACCGUGGACUGUGGACUGACAAGUGGCUGCAGGAUAAAACAAUCACAUACGUCAAAAUGAUAAGACGUGAGAUAAGUGCAUUUAUAACGACGAGGCCUGCACACAGCUAACGCCACCAUUUUGUUUCAAACCUAUAUCAAGAGGUUAGGAAUUCAUUCCUGGUGUCCGAAACCAUUCAAGUGACUUUAUUCCCCCCACUCUUGAUUCAGGGGUGUUGACCUUACGUGAGAGAGAAGAACUCAUUCAUCCAGAAUUUGCGUCGCUCUCACUCGAAACCCGGUGCCGGCCCUCGAAUAGGCCUCGCUUGUGCUCAAACUGUGCACUCGCUCUCGGACAUUUUGUUGUUUGAACCGAUUUUCUGUCUGAUUCCUCCUCUUCUUCUGCGUGAUUAGUGUUUUUAUCUCUGAAACAAUAUCAGCUUUAUAAAUGUAAAUCAAGUGGGAACAGUGCGUGUUUAUGAUUCAAUGCUUGAUUACCUCAGGAAGACAAAAUCAAUGUGUGAGUGUGUGUGUGUGUGUGUGUGCUUUUAUUGUUUGUUGGUACAGUUUGAUACAGUAGCCUUCACGGCACAGUGUUGGUUCUGAACUCUGACAUCUGAACAAAAGGACUUUGCACAUUCACCCUCUGGUCUUACGUCUGAGUUUCGUGUGUUUUUGCAGUGUCACUGUUGUCGUCUGAGGAGGGACGACCACAGUGACUCAGCUCCUUUUAAUCUUUAGAGUUUGAUCAACGAAAACAGAUUUCAAAUGGCUUUAAAGGAGACAUACAAUGCACACUUUCUUUCCUCUAGGUGUAUGUACAAGUUAAAGUUAAAAAGCACAUGCCCUACAUGUGCAUACUGCUCACGUUGCCACCCCCUUUAAAAACCAGGUAAAGCAUGAGCGCAGUCCGACAUGUUAAAGAAGCUCAAAUCAAGUGUUUCAGACAGAGGCUGAAAAGAGGAGCUGCAGCAAUGGACAAUAUCAGGAAAGUGAUGUGUUUUCUGCACAUUAGAGCAUUUAAACGUUUUCAAGUACAAAUUAAAUUAUGUGUUUGAAUUUGAGCAGAAUAUGUCUCCUUUAAAUGUUGCUGUGUAUACGAAAAAAGUAUUUUUAUAAGAUGGGAAUCAUUGCCGGUUAUUCGAUCAAAAUCAUCCCACUGACGGAUGCAGUACGAGCAGAUUUGUGGUUUUUUAUUGUGUCUCCUGUUGCCAACGAUCAGCAACACAAUUGUUUGUUUGUUGCAUCCCAAUAAUUACCCAAUUUCCUGCUGCUCGUUCUGUUCUUCUCUCCGUGUUCGUAGUAAAUCUUUGACACUUAUGACAACUUGAUACCAGGCUUUUAUGUGCACACUCUAUAUUUAUUGAUUUACAACAAUCAUCCCAGUGCAGCUGCUCUCACAACGAUGAGAGUAAAGUAUGAAGUUGAUACUGUACGUGCAGAAGAUGAGAAGAUGCAGAGUAAGCAUUUCAUAGUUUUCCAUGAUCGUGGACUCUUAAUGUGUUUAUUGAUGUUUGAUAACAACCUGUUUCUCUCAGACACCAAGCUGACGUCAUGCUUGAUAACACUGGUGCUUACUGCCCUCUAGUGUUAAUAGACUGAGCUGUAUGGAUGUGAACCACAGGACGUGCUGUUUCUACUCAUGAAGGAACAUGACUGUGCAAAAGGAUUCCUCAUAUAUUUUUUUUAUAAGAUAAAUGUUAAUAAACUAAUCACCAUUAAAAUGUAACAA
This is a messenger RNA of Pleuronectes platessa (European plaice), 4147 nucleotides long. Its product is annotated as transcription regulator protein BACH2. The coding region runs from base 269 to 2365 and encodes 698 amino acids. The record is from RefSeq and is a predicted model, not a curated record. Gene Ontology annotation, biological process: regulation of transcription by RNA polymerase II. The transcript has 5 exons. Gene Ontology annotation, molecular function: DNA-binding transcription factor activity, RNA polymerase II-specific; RNA polymerase II cis-regulatory region sequence-specific DNA binding; protein binding. Lineage: Eukaryota; Metazoa; Chordata; Actinopteri; Pleuronectiformes; Pleuronectidae.